CGGAAUGGGCGUGGCCAGGCAGUACGCUGUUUGCUGUGGGUGAAGUCCGGGCAGGAUUCCGUCCAGUGAGCCGCGGGCAGACAUGUGAGGAUGGAGCCGACGCUGGAGGAGCUGGUGGAGUCGCUGACGACAUCCGGGGAGCCUCAACUUAACCCCGAAAAGCUCAAGCAGCUCAAGAAGAUUUGCAGGUCUUCAGAUGCACAUAUCAGACACGUCUACCACCUACUGAUGACCCAGCUGAACCAGGAGCAUGCCGAGAUCCGCCUGUCCGCCUUCCAGAUCGUCGGCGAGCUGUUCAGUCGGUCGCACUUGUUCAGGACGCUGCUGAUCUCCAACUUUCAGGAGUUUUUGGAGCUGACUGUGGAGACGGAUCUUGACCAGCCACUGCCUCCUCCCAAGGAAGUGGCACAGAAACUGAAGAUUUUGGCCAUUAAGACUGUACAAGAAUGGCAUGAGAAGUUUGGGGAAGCCUACAAGAAGCUGUCCUUGGGAUACCACUUUCUGAAAAAGAACAAAAAGGUGGACUUCCAGGACGUGAGGUCCAGGACGGUAGCCGAGAGAAAAAGAGAAGAGGAAAAGCAGAAACGCUUAGAAAAUGUCUAAGAGAAAGCCAAGAGAGCACAGACUGAAAUGGAAGAAAUGCUCGAGGACAUCCAGUCCUGCCUCACAGAGAUGGAGAACUGCUUCAGCUUGCUGCUGCCAGAUCCUGAACAGUUCAGCCUGGUGAAUGAUGAAAAAGAUGGCGACGUGACGAAAAACAAUGCGCCUGACGACGAGCAACCGUGCUGCAGCAAGGACCUGCCCAGACUAACUGUACCCAGCACCAGCCAUGGACCUGAAGCCGAGGAAAGCUCCUCCGACGAGUCUGACAACGGCUUUGAACCUGUGGAAGAGUCUUUUAUCAGAGAACACGGUCUGGGGUCUCACUCAUACGCACUGGACAUCGAAAUAUCAACAGAUAUGAAAGUAAACGAAAAUGAAGAUAAUACAGACGUUCUGAACAGCCUAACGGAUGCCUGGAAGAUGGCAAAGAACAAGUACUGGCCUGCCGUUCAGUCCUGGAUUCAGAUUUUCACGAAGGCCGGAGUAAGUGGCGACAGCCUGAAACGUGCCAUCGACGUGAAGAAGAAACUAGAAGCCGUGAUGAAGAAGCACAAGGAGAUGAAUGUCGAGUGCAAGACCCAGGGCAGAGAGAUGGUGAGUAACGGGCGGCCUCCCGGACUGACCCUCCUCAGCCUCCGUAGCAGCGUGCUAUCAGCGCUGCGCAUGGUGUGUAAGGAUAGUGCCGAGGGCCCCUGA
This is a messenger RNA of Bufo bufo (common toad), 1299 nucleotides long. RefSeq names its product UV-stimulated scaffold protein A-like. Gene Ontology annotation, molecular function: RNA polymerase II complex binding. Gene Ontology annotation, biological process: transcription-coupled nucleotide-excision repair; response to UV. The record is from RefSeq and is a predicted model, not a curated record. Gene Ontology annotation, cellular component: chromosome. NCBI's taxonomy places the organism in Eukaryota, Metazoa, Chordata, Amphibia, Anura, Bufonidae.